This is a messenger RNA of Auanema sp. JU1783, 1122 nucleotides long. NCBI's taxonomy places the organism in Eukaryota, Metazoa, Nematoda, Chromadorea, Rhabditida, Rhabditidae. The record is from the annotation of a GenBank genome assembly.
AUGAAAUCUCUUCUACUUGCAUCAUUUAUUCUACCUUGUAUUCUGGCACAGUAUGCGCAGCCCUCGUUCCCAUCUACAGGUGGCGGAGGAGGUUAUAGACCCCCACAGCCCCCACCAGCAUAUCAACCACAGAGCGCACCAGCCCAAGCUCCACAAGCCCAACAAUGUUCCUGCCCCGUAGCAACAUGCAUAACUCCUCCGCCAUGCCAAGCCUGUCCAGCGCCACCUCCACCAACAGUCUGCCCACCGAUGCCUCCACCUACAGUUUGUGCUCCACCAGCAGCUGCACCUCCUCCUCCUCCUCCACCUCCUCCUCCUCCACCUCCAGCUCAACCUGUAGCUCCACCUGUAGCUCCACCUGUUUAUUCUCCACCCCAACCAGUUUUGAGUCCAGCUCCUAUGCCUCAGCAAGAUGUAUAUCCAUCACCUAAAACAUAUGAAGAUCAGAGAAGAAGAAAGUUCUUCCGUAGAUCAAGAGUGGCUAGAGACACUGGUCAUGCUGUCGUUCAUCUAGUUAAUAAAUGUAACGACGAUACUCUGAGACUUCUGAUGCAUCAGAGUAUCUCAUCAAAUAUCGUUUCUUCAAAGGUUGCGAUAGCAGAACGUGCUGCACGUGAAAUAGGAGGAGUCUUCGAUGUAAUAUGUACAAAUGGAAUUUUCUCUUAUUAUGCAGCAGCAAAAGUAUUUUGCGAAGUAACACACGAAGAUGUGAGCUGUUUUGCGUUUAGACAUGAUACGAUCGAUCCAUCUGAGUCUCUUCUCUCAGCCUCAUCCAAAAAUCAAGAAUCAACACUGAGGGAUUUAGCUGAACUAGAUGAUGAUAUGAGUCCACGACAUGGAAAGAGAUUCAAACUACAUGCAGUCACAGAAGAAGCAUCAUCGUUCGAGCAAGAAGAGAAACGUUUCUGGAAAACCAUGGAGAUCUUACACGAAAGGAAAAAUCAAAAUAAAACCACCACAGCGGCACCUUUGCGAACGACAACGCCGAAGCUAAAACAAGCGAGACCGACGCAAUCUCCAGAUGGUGUGAUAGAUGUUCAUACCCAGAACAUCAGAGAAGAAACAUUCCAAGAGUUGUUGCGUGAGCUUAAUGACAACAACAACGAUGGCUCUACGGCAUAG